UUUUGUUUUAGUCAACAGUGAAGCAAACAGUCGCCGUAUAGCUGAUGCCGAACGUUGCUUUGGUGCUUCAGGCCAGCCUCUUGCUAUUCCGGGUCGCGCGUUGGUUGGCGAGGGUGUUCUGAUGAAGAUGUGUCGCAAGCGGGCGAAGUCGCGUCAGUUUUAUCUCUUCAACGACAUCCUCGUUUAUGGAAACAUCGUCAUUCCGAAGCGGAAGUUCAACAAGCAGCACAUUAUUCCGCUGGACACUGUCCAGUUGGAAGACCUGCCAGAUGACGACGCGAUGCAUGAUCUUAAAGACGGCUGGCUGAUUCGCACGCCAACCAAAUCCUUUGCGGUCUACGCGGCGAAUAGCAACGAGAAGCGCCAAUGGAUGACCCAUAUCGACCGUUGUAUCAAAGAUUUGCUUUCUAAAAGCGGGAAAGCACCAGUAACAGAACAUGCUGCAGUAUGGGUUCCAGACAGCGACGCACCCGUUUGCAUGAUUUGUCGAAAAACCGAAUUUACCGUGUUUCAGAGGCGUCAUCACUGUCGGAAAUGUGGUGCAGUGGUAUGCGGCGCCUGUUCAAAUAAGCGAUUUCUGUUGCCUCAUCAGUCAAACAAACCUUUGCGUGUUUGUGUAACUUGUUACGAGAACUUGACCGAAGGUUCCAAAGGAACGAGCCUGAGCAACUCUAGCUUGCAUCAAGGGAAUGAGGGUAAGUUUCCAAACAACGAAUCAAGUGGAGAAGAAGACAGCGACGAAGAGGACGAUGUUUCACAUGUUCCACACGUGCCACCUGAUCAGGUAAUUGCGUCUUAUUACUUAUGA
Molecule: messenger RNA, 808 nt
Organism: Soboliphyme baturini
Lineage: Eukaryota; Metazoa; Nematoda; Enoplea; Dioctophymatida; Soboliphymatidae
Source: the annotation of a GenBank genome assembly